Molecule: messenger RNA, 4068 nt
Organism: Dreissena polymorpha
Lineage: Eukaryota; Metazoa; Mollusca; Bivalvia; Myida; Dreissenidae
Product: myelin expression factor 2-like
Exons: 14
Coding region: 148-1767 (539 amino acids)
Cellular component (GO): cytoplasm; nucleus
Molecular function (GO): mRNA binding
Source: RefSeq, a predicted model, not a curated record
UGAAACAAAAAGUCUUUACAUGACAUAACUUUGUUCUUAGCAACUUAUGUGUUCCUUGUUUUUUUAAGUCGAGUGCGAUAUUGAAUAAGAAUUGAUUUUAAUUGGUUAGCAUACAUCACGUGACUCAACUUUCGGCGUGUUGUAAGAAUGUCUCAACAGAGUAACUCAAGAUCCCGAAGUCGUUCGCCAAUCGCAAAGCGGGAGCGGGAGCGGUCGCGUGAGAGAAGUAGAUCCCCACGACGACCCCGCAAUAUGAAAUCAAAAAGAUGUAUCAUCAGCAAUAUACCAUAUGACCUGAAGUGGCAAGAAAUCAAGGAUCUCUUCAGAAAUGAAGUUGGUGAUGUCAUAUAUGUUGAGCUGUAUACCAAUCCUGAUGGCAAGCCAAAAGGAAGUGGCGUUGUAGAGUUCCGUGACUUAGACACGGCUGGCCUGGCCAUCGAGAAGAUGCACAGAUAUGAGAUUAAUGGUAGAAAACUGGUGGUCAGAGAGGAGCGUGACAGAGAUCGUCGUGAUAUGUUGCCACCGCCAAGGGAGAAUCGUGGGCGUGAUGGUCCCGGAGUAAUGGGCCCUGGUCCCCGAAACAUGGGCGGGCCUGUCAUGGGCGCUGGAAUGGGAGGCAUGGGUGGAGGUGGAGGAGGCAUGGGGGCCAAUAUGAACCAAGGCAUCAGUCCUGCAAUCUUGCAACAGCUUGGAAUUGAGGGACCUCCAACAAACACAGUGUUUGUGUCUAAUCUGGACUACAAAGUUGGCUGGAAGAAGUUGAAGGACGUUUUCAAGCUUGCGGGCAACGUGACGCACGCCAAGAUCAUGGAGGACAAGGAUGCCAAGUCUAGAGGCAUGGGCACUGUCACCUUCGAGACACCCAUGGAAGCUGUACAGGCCAUAUCCAUGUUUAACAACCAGUCUCUGUAUGAUCGUACCAUGCGUGUCAAGAUGGAUGGACAGGGCAGCUCACGUCAGGAACCCCUGCCUGCUGGCCUCAAGUCCCUGGGACCAUCUUUGCAGCAAAUUGGUGGAGGAGGCAUGUCAGACUUGGGUGGGAACAUGGGCUCUGGUCUAGGUAUGGGUAUGGGUAUGGGUGGUAUGUCAGGGGGUAUGGGCACGAUGGAUCGAAUGUCCUCUGGUCUGUCCGGAAUGGGCUCUAUGACUGGUAUGGGCUCCGGGCUUGCAGGCAUGGGCUCAAGUCUGUCUGGCGGUCUGUCCGGACUGGGUUCCAUGGGUAGUGGGAUGUCCAGUAUGGGAAUGGGUGACACAUUUGGUGGCAUGAGUGGGAUGGGAGGGAUGGGGUCAAUGGGCUCCGGUGGAAUGGGUGCCAGCAGUCUCAAUGACGGGUUUGGGAUGUCAUCCAUGGGUAGCAGUGGGAUGGGUGCGACGUCAGGCUUCAGCAGUAUGAUGGACGGCAAUAGGUCAUCUGGGAUGGGCAGCUAUGGAUCGUCCAGCGGUCUGACAUCACGUAUGGACUCCUCUAGAAUGAACACUGGGAGUAGCAGCAUGCCGUCACAUGCUGGGGACAUGAAAACAAGGGCUGACAGGUCAACAGUAAUUGUGAAAAAUCUGCCUUACUCGUUGGACUGGCAGACGCUCAAGUCCAAGUUUCAGGGUGUGGGUGAGAUACGGUUUGCUGAGAUCAGCAAGAAUGACAGGGGGCGCAGCAAUGGCUGGGGACUGGUGAGCUUCCGUAAUGAGGAGGAUGCACAGCUCGCUGUCCAGCGGAUGAACAGAGUGAACAUUGAUGGCAGAGACAUCGUGGUGAAGCUUCUCAACUGAGCACAGCUGGUAGAGUCCAUCUUGAUCUUUGUAGCCUCAUUGGUUGUUUAAGAAAAGAAAGAAACUUGUUGGAUUAGUGGUUCAUGUUUAACAUGUUUCAAACUGAGGAUUUUGUUUUUGAGUGAUCUUUGCAUUUGUGAAGACUUCUCUAGAUGAACAAAUGUUGCAGUGCUUUUCUGAAGAUUUAUUGACACUUGUUCUUGACGUCAUCAGUUGUUAGGUUUGUUUUGGGAAGUUUCAACCUUUUGAGAAUGGCAGUCACAGACUUAUUGUGACAUUGAUUGCACCUUUGUGUUUUCCAAAAAAUAAAUAAAUAAAUUAGGUUUCUGAAAACAGUUCUCCAUUUGGAUCAUAAUUGUUCACAUUUGAACUAAUUUACAGGACAUGGAUAUGUUUUCUCUGCAUUCACUUGUUGACAUUAGUUUUAUCGUUUUAUCUUUAAUACAUGUAAUGUGUAUUGUUUCAUGCGUUUGUAGUCAUUUCAUCAUGUCUGGAAUAAACAUCUGAAAUUGUGUUUUUUUGGAUUUCUAUUUUUAUGCUGAGCAUUUCACAUGCUUUCGGAUGGCUGUGUUUGUCCCACAUGCAUUUUGUGACAUGCUUUCACAAUUGAACUUGAAAAGUUGAAGGUACUUGUUUCUUUAGAUUGGUUUUAAAACCGGUAAUUUGUGUCUUUGUCGUAUCUAUUUACUAGUUUUUCACAUUAACAGGAAAAAUCUUUUAAUGUUUGUUUAUUGUGUAAAGUGUUUAUUGUUAUAAGGUUUGCCAUGUACUUGCUUCUAUAAAUCUCAAACAGAGUAAAUGUUUUUGCAUCAACAUAAAAGUGAGUGAACGGUGGGCAACACAACCAGAUGGGGUGUUUGUUAUGAUGUUGAAGUUCUUUUUCUGUUUUCAGAUUGAUUUUCUGAAGAUGAAAUUUUAUGUCUGUUCAAUAUUUUUUAGAUCAUUUUGGAACUGUUUGUGAUUGAUUAUCAUCAUUAUACUUAUUAAUAUUUCUGGGAUCAUUUUGGAACUUUGUGUGAUCGAUUAUAGUUAAUUGUUUGAACAACUAUUUAAAUUGUCCCAUUAUUGUAUUUUGUGUCAUGAUGCAUAAUUUGUUUACUAGUUUUCUGAAGGUUGUAAGAUUAAUUGUUUUCAUUUGGCUGGGGCCAGUUAAAUGGUAAAGGUUUUUGUACCUUUUAAAAGUGAAUGACAAAAUGUACAUUCGAAAUUUAUGAAAUGUAAUGCUUGCUGAACUGUGAUUGGAUUACAAUAAACUGAAUGACAUUAAGUUGUAAGACGUGUGAUUGGUGUGUGCUUAAAAUUGAUACACAUACAAUAUCAAUAGUAAGUAAAAAAAGAAGCCUGGUGUUUUGAUGCUGGAUGUGAUUUCGCCUUCUUUGCAUGUUUAGGAAUGUAUCAAUCCAGAAAUGUGUAUGUCAACAGAUUUGAGGUUUGUUUCCACAACAGAGCUUGGGUUUAUGCCCACACAUGCCGUAAAUUGAUUUACAAGUGCUGUCAGAUUGAAGAUAUGCAGGACUUCUUGGAACAAUAGGCAGUAUGCUGAUCUAUCCAUUAUGUAUUGCAUUUGUUACUUAUACAUGUGAACAUUGUUGCGGUAAGAUUUUGCUUAAUAUAUCCUUUGUCUCAAAAUUGCGCCCUUUCAUCGAUUUCAUCUGUAUAGGUGAUCUUGCGGAAAAAAAGAUGUAGGUUCAUGCAUUUGUUAUGCUUUAUGGGGCAUGUCUUUACAAUAUUUGCAAAGAUAUUCCAAAAACAUGGGGGUUAUUAUGUGGAAACUUAAAUUCUAGCUCUAUCACUGGAUUGUAUAGAUUGUAUUGUUGACUGAAACUUCUUCAUUGUUUUAUUGGUUGUGGGUUCAAUGUGUUUUUUGUGACCAGUGAAGAUUUUCAGAGACGUGUGCCGCAAGAUAGACCUCAGAUGGUUCGAAGAUUCAAGAGGAUUUAAAGGGGUGUAUUGACUUGUUGUUUUGUCAUGAAAUCCUUCAAAGAUCUUUUCGUUGGUGCCUUCAGCAUGUUUCUAACUUCUUCAACCAUGGAUCUUGGAAGAAAACCCAGUCAGUCAUGGGCCUAAAGUCCAGUCAAAGCAACGCUUGGAAGGGGUUGCAGCUUUCAUUUACUCGAGCAGAUUUUGAUAGAGCACAGAUUUACAAAAGCUCAAUGAAAGCACGGCUACCAUGACGGCCACAAUGAUCGUAGAUGGACUUUGUAGCGCUAAGAAUUGACCAAGGUCAUCAACAACCGGCCUGGGAAAAUAUGAAAUGUUUAUAUUGUAAACAAAUGGAUAAUAAAAGUUGUAAAAUUUUAA